AUGGCAUCGCAUCAUGCGAAGAACAGUCUUGACCCCACUUCGAAAGGUACCCGUGAUAUCAGUGAACUGAAGAAGUUGCCGUGGUAUACGCCGGAAAUAGGCAACAAGCUCAACGAACCGAUGCAAACGUUGUUGGAAGAGUAUGGGAGCGUUCCACGAUACAUCCAAGAAGAACACAUCCACCGAGUCCGUGAUGCAGCCUUUGAAGCCCUACCGAUCGGAACAAUUGGCGAGUUCUGGUUCCUUGUUCUUGGGCUCGCUGAGCACCCCAUGUACGAUCGUAUCGUCAAACGACUGACACUUGGUAAUGACACUCCCCGGCCAACUUUGAUCGAUCUGGGGACCUGCCUCGGUCAGGAUAUACGUAAGCUGAUAUAUGAUGGCGCGUCGCCUGAUCAGCUUCUGGGCGUGGACAAGUUCCCCCAAUUCUUAACUGUCGGUCACGAACUGUUUCAAGAUCAUGCGGUCACUAAAUCAUGCUUCGAAACUGCAGAUGUCUUUGGCGAAGAGGAAGCUGGUGUCCUUAACACGACCAGAGGCUCUUGGGAUAUCGUAACUUCCGCGCAGCUGUUGCAUGCUUUUGACUGGGCAAAGCAGAAGCACGUAGUGAAGCUCAUGCUGCAAUUAGCGCGUGGCAAGGGUAGCUGGAUAGCGGGCUUACUUACGGGUGGUCUACAAGGUCAUUCAGUUCCUGUUCCACCUCCACUGGUUCCCGUUGGCGUACAUGUGGAACGUUACAUUCACUCGGCAGAGACACUGCAACAGCUCUUUCAAGAAGCAUCCGAUGAAGCGGGGCUAUCUAUCAGCAUUGAUGUGCGAUAUCAAGAGGAUCCUAACAGCUUGUACACGACUGAAAUCACGAAGGGUUUCUUUACUUCUUCUGAGGCGAGACUUUUAUUCUAUUUUGUUGAGAUUCUUUGA
Molecule: messenger RNA, 921 nt
Organism: Bipolaris oryzae ATCC 44560
Lineage: Eukaryota; Fungi; Ascomycota; Dothideomycetes; Pleosporales; Pleosporaceae
Exons: 2
Coding region: 1-921 (306 amino acids)
Source: RefSeq, a predicted model, not a curated record